This is a messenger RNA of Caenorhabditis sp. 36 PRJEB53466, 2984 nucleotides long. NCBI's taxonomy places the organism in Eukaryota, Metazoa, Nematoda, Chromadorea, Rhabditida, Rhabditidae. The record is from the annotation of a GenBank genome assembly.
AUGGAGUAUCAUAAAGUGGAGCCAGUUGCAGCAGUGAAAGCGGGCGGAAAGUGGAUAGUAGUGACGAGUAUAAGUGGUCCGACGGAAGACGUCAAAGUGAGUGGACAAUAGUUUCAAAUUGAUACGGUACUUACUCGUUUGAAGAGACUCUCCUCGUUCGCCGACUGGAAUCUAGUAGUCGUGGCAGAUACGAAGACUCCAAAUGACUGGGAACUGGAAAGCGUUCACUUCCUUUCCGUCGACUAUCAGAUGAAUUUACGUGAGUAUUCGCAAGGGAAAUACUUUCAGAUACUGAUGAUAUUUACAGCGUUUUCGGUAGUAAAUGGACUUCCUUUCAAGUCAUACACCCGCAAAAAUAUAGGAUAUUUGUACGCGAUUUCUCAGGGAGCCGAGUGGAUUUAUGAUACGGACGACGAUAAUAAACCAUACGGAAAGUUGCUAUUAUUUGUUCACUUUUUAAAAGGAAAACACAUUUCAGGCCGUGGAUUGGAUCAAUUUGACUAUGAGGACGAAGUUUCUGGGAUACGAUAUACUGGGCAGGAGGGAAAGGGGUUACGGUAGAACACUUUUGAAGAUCAUUCUUCCUAUGAUUCAUUGUUUUAGAGGACGACUAUUCAAUCCUUACCGCUUCUUCGGAAUGGAUCAAAUGUGGCCGAGAGGAUUUCCACUCGAACAUCUGCAAGUAUACAAUAUCAGAAUGAGAUUUUCCUCAAACAUUUCCUUCAGAAGCACACGAACGGGAACGAUAGUCAGGUGUUGUGCAAGAGGAUGAAAAGAGCGGCGGUUCAGCAGGGACUAGUCCAUCACGAUCCGGAUGUCGAUGCCAUCUACAGGUACAGUAACUCUACCGUAACCCUUCCGUCUACAGUAAUCCCCUUUGCAGACUUCUUAACGCGGACGAAAAGACGGGGUUGGAUGUUAAAUUCAACAAAUUCGGACCGCCCAUCACCCUUUCUGUGGGCACUUAUUCCCCUUGGAACUCUCAGAAUACACUAUUCCACAGAUCCGCAUUCCACACUCUCUUCCUGCCCACUACAGUAUCCUUCAGGUACUGUACCUCCAGGCCCCGUCUUAAUUAUAUUGUACUUUUGCAGAACGACAGACAUUUGGAGGUCGUUCAUCUCGCAGAAAAUUCUAAAUUUAUCAGGAUUGAGUGUCUCUUUCGUGGCGACGAAUGCGGUGCAAGUGAGGAAUGCGCACGACUAUCUGAACGACUUGAGGGACGAAAAACAAGUUUACGAAGAAAGCGGCAAGAUGCUCGAGUACCUGCACGGAUGGAAAUGUUCUCGAACGAAUACGGUCGAGUGCAUCAGAGAGCUGGCCGGCGGGCUCGCGGAGCAGCAGUUCUGGGCACAGGAAGACGUGGAGCUCACCUUCAAGUUCAUCAGUGAUCUGCUGGAUUUGGGGUGAUAUUGUUUUGUCCCGUACAAUUAAUACAAUCUAUUUGAAGAUUCGAAUUUCCGGCGUUGAUCGAGGAGAACUACGUGGAUCCGUACUCUGUCCAAACGAACGAAUCGUCGAGAGAUGUGAACUGCCGAAGGAUGAGACUGGAAUUCGAACUGAGGGAUCCGAAACAAGAAGAAACGCUGGUGGGUGACUACGAAUUCACAGUCGGAACCUUCAAAAAUGGACUGCAGAGUGUGCAGAAAGCAGUGCAAAAGAUCAACAACUUUGGAGAAAUCAUCGAUUGGUGCAAUCAAUCCGGCUACUCAAGUUGACCGUUCUAUUCAUUCUUCCAACUCAAAUUCCAAAGUUUCAGAUCUCUCCAGAAUAUUCCCGUCCCCUGCGCAAUUGGCAGAAGAACAUGAUAAGGAAUACGUCCUGCAGAGAGACAAGAAUACAGUAAUCCACUCGAAGAAGAAUUCAGAAUAAAUUCGAGUGUUGCAGGUCCUGAUAGUAGCGAAUAAUUAUCCGUGGAAGUGGGGAAUCGGCGUCAUUCAACGUCUUUAUCAGCCCUAUUUCGCAUCGGUUAUCUUCUGUGGUUCCUGGUAUCCGGAGAACAUUUCCAGUGGUAAAACGGGAGUGCCUCGUUCCGUAUUCUCAUCAGAAUAUUCUUCAGGAGACAACUACACUUCCCCCUUGUUUCCCCUCAACUUCGUGCACAUGAAUCCGGCCGAAAUGCUCCGCGGUUACUUUGCGUAUCACUGUGUUACUCUUGUCCAUCAAAUGCGAUUAUCCAAUGUCGACGGGUACUUUUUGAUGGCCGACGACGCUGUUUUCAACAUUUGGCAGCGGAUCGACUACUCGCGGGUUCAUUCUCUGAGCGGGGUCACUUUUAAUAAAAGCCCGCACUGGUGGAAUGAAACGGAAGGACUUGACGCUGCCAAAAAUGUCGUAAGAUCAGUGAAGUACACGAAGGAUCUGAGGGUGGUCGCCACGUGGAAGAAAUUUGAGAAUGGUCUGAGAAAGUACGGAUAUUUGAAGGGCAAAGAGUCGGCAGACAAUCAAAUGUUAUCUGGAUUGGGCAGGAGUUACUCGGAUUUGUGAGUGCUCUUUUAUUCAUAUUUUUAGACCAUUUUUUUUAUUUCAGUUUCUACAUUCCAUCUAGUCAAAUUGAUUAUUAUUCUGAUCUUAUGAGUAUUUUCUACCAGAACAAUUUUUUCCUCGAGCUGGCAUUCAAUCGGUUUCUGAGAUCUGUCAGCCAUCAGACGUGAGCUUUAUAUCAGAAGUACUCACAAAACGAUUCCUAUUUUAUGAAUUCCAGUUCGAAGGCAGGAUUAUCCAGCUACAUUUGGGACGAGAAUCGUGAUAAUUGGCAAACAUUCUAUAAAAAAGAUAUGGUCGCAUUUCAUCCCGUCAAAUUGAGCGCUUCCAAAAAACCUGGAAAGCUCAGGAAGCGGUGAGUGUCUUGAAUUUUUCCAAAAUCUUUUUAAUUUCCCAGAUAUUGUGCUACCGUAAUCCGUACGUGGGCGGACAUUAUGUUCUCCAGAUCUCGAAAUUUUACCACCAAAAACGAUGAUGACGUGGACUACUUGAAUGGAUGA